AUUUAUCUAUCAAAAAUACCCCGUACAGGCGACAACUUUACGUGGCAAACAACUGUCAAAUGGCUGCAGCAAAUGGGGGAAAAAAAAUCGAAUUAGGGAACUGACGUGGAAGUUCGUUUUUGCUUGCAACUAUUUUACGCUUUUAAUUGCCCUUCCUGUGCCGUGGCCAAGGAAAAAGCCAGCGGAACGAUUCAAGUGCAACCAGCAGCGGCAGUCAGUGGACAGAAAUUGUCCCAAAUAAGCCAGGAAAUUGUGUUUUUGCCUUGGCGAACUUUGAGCUGCUGCCACUUCUCCUUUCUCUACUCUCUGUGUGUGAAAGUUGUUGUCUGUUUUAAUUGUUGGCUGAAAGUAUGAAUCCGAAUAUGUACGGGCCGCCGCCCACGCAAUUCCAGCCACAGCCGCCGCAGCAACAGCAAUAUGCAGCACCACCGCCUGGGGCUGCGCUCGGUGCACCUGGUGGUUGGCCACCUCAACAGCAGCAGCCGCAGCAGCAGCAGCCGUCGCAGCCGCCGCAACAGCAACAACCACAGUAUGGAGCGCCACCGACAUCUUCAGCGCCACAAACGUACCUCAAUGGCAACUAUCAACAGCAGCUGGCCACGUCGAUGGGCGGCCUAAAUAUGGGUGGUGCUGGUGCUGGUGCUGGUGUGCCGGCGCCUCCUCUGAAGAUAGCCCAGCAGGCACCAGCUCCCACCGGUCAGGCUGCACAGCCGCUGCCCCCAACGGGUUUCAAUCAAUUCAAUUCGAACGCUGCGCCUCUGCCUCCGACCAACAAUAAUAAUUCUUUUGGUGCUCCGCCUCCGCCGUCAGCCAAUGGAGGAGCAGGAGCCUAUGCCAAUGGACCAACCCCAGUGGGAGCCCCGGGUAGUGCGCCGCCACCGCGCACCAUUACACCGCAGAGCGUGGCCAGUGGCAUCAAUCAGAUGAGCCUGAACAGCGGACAUUUGGCUGGCCUGCCGCAUAUGCCGCCGCCCAAGUCUGCAGCGCCCCAGAACGCAGCAGGAGCUGCUCCGCCACCAGCCCUGGGAGCGCCAGGAGCUCAACCAGCUGCAGGACCCUUUGGUGUCAGCACCUCAAGACCCGGACAGCCGCUGUUGCCCCCGGGCGCAGGUGCUCCGCCAACAUUUACGCAAGCAGGACUGCCGCCACAGUCGCAGCCGGGAUUGCCACCCAUGCAGCAGGCCGGUUUGCCGCAGCAGUCGGGCCUGCCGCCCAUGCAACAGCCGGGACUGCCACCACAACCGCAGCCAGGAGCAGCCUUUGGAGCACCACAGCAGCAGCAGCAGCAGCAACCAGGAGCGUCCUUUGGGGCACCACAGCAGCAGCAGCAGCCAGGAGCGCAGUUUGGUGCACCACAGCCUGGCGGUUACCCAGGCAGCUAUCCAGGCGGUCCACCGCCACUUCCCGGCCAACAACCAGCAGCAACGCCACAAUUUGGAGCACCACAAACAGCUGGUUAUCCUGGACAGCAUCAGCCAGGAGCGCCAGGAUAUCCACCACAACCCGGACAGCAGCCCGCAGCGCCAGGAUAUCCCCCGCAGCCCGGCUAUCCGCCACAGACCGGACAGCAGUCCAUGCCGGGCUAUCCACCGCAACCAGGACAACAGCCAGGAGCGCCAGGAUAUCCUCCGCAACCAGGACAACAGCCAGGAGCACCAGGAUAUCCCCCACAACCAGGCGGCUAUCCAGGGCAGGCAGGACAGCAGCAACGUCCUGGAUUUAAUCAACCUCCCAUGCCUGGAGCUGGCAACAUGUACCAGCAGGCACCGCAGCGACGCCUCGAUCCCGACCAAAUGCCGAAUCCCAUUCAAGUGAUGAUUGAGAACCAGAGGCUAGCCGGUGGACCGUUUGUGACCAAUCAACCGGGUCUGCUGCCGCCGAUGGUGACGACCAAAUUUGUGGUGCACGAUCAGGGCAACUCGUCGCCGAGGUUCCUGCGCUCCUCACUCUACUGCAUACCCAACACAGGAGAUCUGCUGAAGACCACAGCUCUGCCACUGACGCUGAACAUCUCGCCGCUGGCACGCACCGUCGAGGGAGAGCUAGAGCCGCCCAUCGUGAACUUUGGAGACAUGGGACCGAUUCGCUGCAAUCGCUGCAAGGCGUACAUGUCACCCAAUAUGCAGUUUGUGGAUGCGGGAAGGCGUUUCCAGUGUCUGAUGUGCAAGGUGUCGUCAGAGGUACAUCCCGAUUACCAUCAGCAUUUGGAUCAUACCGGACAGCGUGUGGAUAAGCAUGAAAGACCUGAAUUGCUGCUGGGAACCUACGAAUUCCUAGCCACCAAGGAUUACUGUCGUAACAACGUUCAGCCAGAGGUGCCUGCAUUUAUCUUCAUUAUUGAUGUAUCCUACAACACGGUCAAAUCGGGUUUGGUUCAUCUGCUGUGUGCCCAAAUCAAGAACAUACUCAAGCAUUUGCCGGUGGAUCAGGGCCAGGAUAAGUCCAAGGUGCGCGUCGGUUUCAUCACCUACAACAGCACCGUGCACUUUUACAACAUCAAGAGCAAUCUUGCUCAGCCACAGAUGAUGGUUGUUGGUGAUGUUCAGGAGAUGUUUAUGCCCCUGCUCGAUGGUUUUCUUUGCCAUCCAGAGGAAUCGGCAGCCGUCAUCGAUGCUCUGAUGGAGGAGAUACCUCGCAUGUUUGCAGACACCAAGGAAACGGAAACGAUUCUGUAUCCGGCCAUACAGGCAGGCCUGGAGGCACUCAAAGCCUCCAAUGCCGCGGGCAAGCUGCUGGUGUUCAACUCCACGCUGCCCAUUGCCGAGGCACCGGGCAAACUAAAGAAUCGCGAUGAUCGUAAGCUGCUGGGCACCGACAAGGAGAAGACUGUGCUGACGCCACAGGUGACAGUGUACAAUACGCUCGGACAGGAGUGCGUGCAGCAGGGCUGCUCGGUGGAUUUGUUUCUCUUCAAUAAUGCGUACAUCGACAUUGCCACCAUUGGACAGGUGGCGCGCUUGACGGGUGGAGAGGUUUACAAGUAUACCUACUUCCAGGCGGAUGUCGAUGGCCAGCGGCUGAUCGAGGACAUAAUCAAGAAUGUCUCACGACCGAUUGCCUUUGAUGCGGUUAUGCGUGUGCGCACAUCGGCGGGCAUACGUCCCACAGAGUUCUUUGGACACUUCUUCAUGUCCAAUACAACGGAUGUGGAAUUGGCCAGUAUUGAUGCCACCAAAUCCAUAAGCAUUGAGAUCAAACACGAUGACAAAUUGCCGCCCGAGGAGAACAUCUAUGUGCAGGUGGCUUUGCUGUAUACCUCCUGCAGUGGCCAGCGUCGUUUGCGUGUCCUCAAUCUCGCUUUGCGCGUGACCACCACCAUUGCGGAUGUAUUCAAGAGCUGCGAUCUGGAUGCCAUUAUGCUUUUCUUUGCCAAACAGGCCUGCUUCAAGCUAAUGGAGCAUUCUCCCAAGCAGGUCAAGGAUAAUAUAAUUCACCGCUCGGCACAGAUUUUGGCCUGCUAUCGCAAGCAUUGCACUUCGCCCACAUCCGCGGGUCAGUUGAUACUGCCCGAGUGCCUCAAACUGCUGCCGCUGUAUGUCUCGUGCCUGCUCAAGAACGAUGCGAUAUCGGGUGGCUCCGACAUGACGCUGGACGAUCGCUCCUUUGUCAUACAGUUUGUGCUGUCCAUGGAUCUGAAUAUGUCUGUGAACUUUCUGUAUCCCAGAUUCAUUCCCAUACACAAUGUCAGCGCUGAGGAGACGGAGCUGCCGACACCAGUGCGCUGCACGCACGAGAAGAUCACAGAGGAUGGCGCCUACAUACUGGAGAACGGUGUGCACUUGUUCAUUUGGCUGGGCCAGUCGCUGUCCCAGAACUUUGUGCAGUCCGUGUUCGGUGUCCAGGGACUGCAGCAGUUGGCACUCGAAAGGUUUAACAUUACAGCGGAGACGCCACUGGCGCGACGCAUUACUGAUAUUCUGGAGCAGAUUAUGCACCAGCGUACGCGUUAUAUGAGGAUCACUUGGCUGCGACAGAAUGACAAGCUGGAGAGUGUGUUCCGGCAUUUCCUUAUCGAGGAUCGUGGCACUGAUGGCUCUGCCAGCUAUGUGGAUUUCCUCUGUCACAUGCACAAGGAGAUCAAGGAUCUGUUAAGUUAGCACGUAGGCGGCUACACAUACAAGCUGCCAACAGCAGCAGCUGCCUCCAGUGCAGGUGGACGCGACUGGUGCGACAGCUAUUCCCAGAAUCGGGCACGCAUGCGACGGCUAUCGUCCAUGCGCAGUCGCUUUGGCAAGUGAGGCAAGGAGUAGAGUGCAUCGUGCAUCGUGUGGAGUGAAGCA
Molecule: messenger RNA, 4280 nt
Organism: Drosophila guanche
Lineage: Eukaryota; Metazoa; Arthropoda; Insecta; Diptera; Drosophilidae
Gene: Sec24CD
Product: protein transport protein Sec24C
Exons: 7
Coding region: 351-4097 (1248 amino acids)
Biological process (GO): endoplasmic reticulum to Golgi vesicle-mediated transport; intracellular protein transport; COPII-coated vesicle cargo loading
Cellular component (GO): endoplasmic reticulum exit site; COPII vesicle coat
Molecular function (GO): zinc ion binding; SNARE binding
Source: RefSeq, a predicted model, not a curated record